AGUACUAUCGUCGCGCAGCUUCUACCUUAACCGGAACUAGAUAAGUUUUGCCCUUGACGAACUACGUCAUUCCCCUUCCGUGCCUGGCACUUCUCCGAAUGCCCUCCCGCCGCAGUCAUACCAAGUCCCGGAAGGGUUGUCUCCAAUGUAAGAAACGGCAUGUGAAGUGCGACGAAGAGACACCACGAUGUGGCCUGUGCAAGAAACGAAGACUGGAUUGCACAUACCCUCCGUCAAGUGAAGCGGAUAGCCAGCAUGCAUCCACACCCCAGGAUAUGCCUGAUGUAUUUCCUGGUCCCGAAGGAGAACCGCAAUCAGACAGGAUGCUUGAGAUGAAACUAUUCCACCACUAUGUAACAGAGACAUACAUCACGCUCUGUCAAGGCCGUCUAGAUGCUCACCACUUCCAAGUGGUUGUCCCACGGAUCGCGGUCUCUCAUGCCUUCUUGCUGGACAGCCUACUAGGAUUGUCUGCUCUUCAUCUAGCGUACCUGAACACUCACGAUAACCGUUCAUGGCUAGAAAUCGCACUCAAGUACCAGAACCGAGCAUGUUCAGCAUUCACCCGUGUACUCGCAGAAAUGACUCCCGAGAAUUGCGCACCAGCCUUCCUGUGCUCCAUCUUUAUUAUGCUCUGUGCAACAGCCUACCCGUGUGUUACCCAGGACAAACAUACAUUCGAGCCUCUAUCCCAUGUUUUGGAGAUUCGACAGCUCAUAGCGGGCUGUGCGUUUCUUUUCGAACAGCUUAGCGGCAUGGAGUAUCGGGGCGACCUCCAGGGGUGGCUGAAGUAUAAGGAUGACGAGGUCGAUCAAGAUGGAAAUCCCUACCAUGUACAGGAAUCUCAGAUCAAACUACGCAGUGCCAUCAUGGAGUCUUUGCAGCGGGUGCAAGACAAAUUCACCAGCCUUGGUGGGCCUAACCAGACUACGUACCAAAAUACGUGGGAUAUUCUUCACGAAGCCAUCAAACGAUGGCCGUUCGGCGGUCCAAACGGUGGCAUCAUUGCGUGGCCCAUUAAUAUCAGCGAAGACUACAUUGCUCUGCUGAAAAGUGGAGACUGGGUGGGCCGCGUGCUAUUUCUACACUACGGGGUAGGAUUGCACCUUCUCUCCGACAAGUGGUUUGUCCGCGACUGGGGCCGGCGUCUUAUUGAAACAGUCCUGCAGUUGGAGGAAGAUAUCCCCCCUAUUUGGACCGAUACCAUUACAUGGACAAAGGAGGCCGUGGAGCACUAAAGGUGAUAGGGGCAAACGAGAACCUGUUGCGGAUGGGCUCUGCUACAUACGGGAGGAAAGCGCAGAUAGCGACAAUGAUGUGACACUAUCAAGUAGUCAA
Molecule: messenger RNA, 1338 nt
Organism: Aspergillus neoniger CBS 115656
Lineage: Eukaryota; Fungi; Ascomycota; Eurotiomycetes; Eurotiales; Aspergillaceae
Exons: 4
Coding region: 99-1238 (379 amino acids)
Biological process (GO): regulation of transcription by RNA polymerase II
Molecular function (GO): DNA-binding transcription activator activity, RNA polymerase II-specific; zinc ion binding
Source: RefSeq, a predicted model, not a curated record